Messenger RNA from Centropristis striata (black sea bass), 3373 nucleotides. RefSeq names its product sirtuin 1 (gene sirt1). The coding region runs from base 50 to 2146 and encodes 698 amino acids. NCBI's taxonomy places the organism in Eukaryota, Metazoa, Chordata, Actinopteri, Perciformes, Serranidae. The record is from RefSeq and is a predicted model, not a curated record. The transcript has 9 exons. Gene Ontology annotation, molecular function: NAD+ binding.
GCCAGCUGUCCGAGAGGAAGGACCUGCUCAGCGGCUCUGCGGGCUGAAGAUGGCGGACGAAGAGACGAGUCUCGGAACGGCCUUUUCAGGCGCCUCCGAUAUGGAAGAACCUGCCGCGAAAAGGUCGAAAAUCAGUCCGGUAACUAACUCUGGAUUCAAAGCCGCUAAAGCAGACCAAUUCUCAUGCGUCUCCGGGGCUACGGAGAGCUGGGAGGCGGCGGUGAAUUGUGCGCAGCAGCCAGCGGAGAAGGAAGCAAAGCCGGUGAUGGCGGUGGAGCUGCAGGCCCCAGCAGCGCAAGGCGGAGACAACAAUGGACUGGGACUGCUGGUCUCCGAGCCGCACAAACCACUAAUGCAACUAGACGACAGCGCUGUGCUUGGGACAACUGAAGAGGCUGCUGAUUUCCUUGGAAGUGAUGAACUCCCCUCCAACGGUCUGGCUGUCACACCCGACCACGUCAACGAGGACGACGACAGAUCGUCACAUGCUAGCUCCAGCGACUGGACGCCUCAACCGCAAAUAGGUUCCUACAGUUUCAUCCAGCAGCACAUCAGAGAGACCGACCCCAGGACCAUUUUGAGGGACCUGCUGCCUGAGACUGUCCUCCCACCAGAUUUAGACGACAUGACAUUGUGGCAGAUCAUCAUCAACAUCUCCGAACCUCCAAAAAGGAAGAAGCGGAAGGAUAUUAACACCUUGGAGGAUGUGGUCAGGCUACUCCAUGAAAGUAAAAGGAUCCUCGUACUGACUGGUGCCGGGGUGUCAGUUUCAUGUGGAAUACCAGACUUUCGGUCAAGAGAUGGAAUUUAUGCACGCCUCGCUGUAGAUUUUCCUGAUCUCCCAGACCCUCAAGCCAUGUUUGACAUUGAAUACUUCAGACGGGACCCAAGACCCUUUUUCAAGUUCGCUAAGGAGAUCUACCCUGGUCAGUUCCAGCCUUCGCCCUGUCAUAAAUUCAUAUCUAUGCUGGAUAAGCAGGGCAAGCUGCUGCGCAAUUACACACAAAACAUUGAUACAUUAGAACAAGUGGCUGGAGUUCAGCGGAUUAUCCAGUGUCAUGGGUCGUUUGCAACUGCUUCCUGUCUCGUCUGUAAACACACAAUGGGAUGUGAAGCUAUAAGGGAAGACAUCUUUAACCAGGUUGUCCCUCGUUGUCGAAGAUGUCCAGAUAUUCCCCUGGCAAUCAUGAAGCCUGACAUCGUCUUCUUUGGAGAGAAUCUUCCAGAAAUGUUCCACAGAGCCAUGAAGCAGGAUAAAGACGAGGUGGACCUCUUGAUUGUCAUUGGCUCUUCACUGAAAGUCCGACCAGUUGCCCUCAUCCCAAACUCCAUUCCUCAUGAAGUGCCUCAGGUCCUGAUCAAUAGGGAGCAGCUGCCUCACCUCAACUUUGACGUGGAGCUACUUGGCGACUGCGACGUCAUCGUCAACGAGCUGUGCCAUCGGUUGGGCGGAGACUUUGAGCAGCUCUGCUACAACACUGUAAGACUCACUGAGACCACAGAGAAACCCCCACGGUUACCAGAACAGCCACCAAGUGAGGCCUUGGCUGCUUCCAGCGACGCGGCUCAGGAGGAGCAGGAGCAGCACAGUACAGACUCACUAACGAAGCCUUCAGAGGAGACGGGAAGUCCGAAUGUCACAGACAGUGCUGGUAGUAAUGUCACACCUCCAGAGCCUUGUCCAAACGCUCCGUGUCCCGGCGAAGAGACGGCAGAGCCUUCGGCAUUACCGGCAGAAGACGCACCGAAAGAGGAGGCCGCUGAAGUAAAGAGCCAGACCUCCAACCUUGAAUUUCAUAGACGAUGCUGGAUGAGUCGAAUUAACAGAAGUCCAAUCAGCAAGCGCCUUGAGACAGGCCAGUACCUGUUUCAAGCACCAAAUCACUAUAUCUUCCACGGAGCCGAGGUUUACUCCGACUCUGAGGACGAGACGUCGAGCUCCUGCGGGAGCGACAGUGACGAGUCUGAAUGCAGCGCAGACGGCGUGGAGGAGGACAGCGAGCCGGAGCAAGCCAACACACUAGCAGCAGACGAAGAGACACACCUCAGAGACACGACACAACACACUUUAUCAUCCAACGAGGCCACGUCCAGUGUGCAGACAGACAAUACUUCUGAAAAGACUCAGAGCACCACACACCUUUAAAUGUAAAGUACCCAGUCGACAAAGCACUAAUUGUCUUUUUAUAUAUAUAUCUAUAUCUAUAUAUAGAUGUAUAUAUAUGUUUCGUAUAUUUUUGACUCAUCAACCUUACUUUUAUUUUUCAUAAAGUUGAAAUCGCGUGACAACUUUGUGUGAAUAUGCAGCAAGUUUGUAUUUUUCUUUCUUUUUUUUUUUUUUGUGCCCAGUUAGUUUGGUCACAUGCAUUGUGUCUGAAACCUCAUACUGUAUACUACUUACUAAAUAGAAUGCAGUAGUUGUUGUUGUUUUUUUUUUCUUUCUAGAAUUUCUUUCCAUGUGCUCAUCUCAUUUUCAGUCACAUUAUAAAGAAAUUCUUCUGCUACAUCCACUGCAGCGUACCGUGAAUGCAACACUGGAUUAAGCUUUUAUUCCUUAAUUGCAUUUAGACUUCAAAUCUUUCCGUCUAUAGUGUGAAGUCAGCUGUGGUCUAAUGAUGUGUUUGAGAUUUGGUUUGUUGCCAUUGGGAAACAUGUAAAUAUGUAAACCUACUGCCUGCUAAAUAGUGGAUACUAUGAGUUUCAGACACAUACAUAAAUCUUCAGAUGGUUUACUUGAAUACAUUGUCUAACUUGCAAUAUAAAAGUUCAGCUCUGCUCUUUUCUUGAGGGUGAAUGCUAGAAAACAAUGAACAGUACUCUUUAAUUUUAGACCAAAGAACACUUUAUCAACACGCUCCUAUGUUGUCAUAAGCUUUGUAUGUUUAACCUGUCAUUUAAGUCUUGGAAAGAAAUAUAACUAUUGAAAAGGUGUUCCUUCUGACAUGUGGCAGCUACUUUUUAUGGUCAAGCCUCUUAUUUUUAUACUCUGAUGUGAGACAUACUCAUCAAAGAGUAGAUGAUAGUUUAUAUCUGUACUAAGUUGUAAUAUUAAGCCUUAGGAAUAUAUUCAAUGAGUUCACAUUGAAAAAUGGCACUUUUUUCCUUCUUAUAAAAGCGGUUUUGUUGCCAGAGUCACUUUUCAUAGAAUAUAAAGUUAAAACAGUUUUAAUUAUACAGAGGAGUCUGCUGCCUGUAAAGAUAAGAGAUAUUUGAGCCAGUGUGUUGGAUAAAGGUCUUCACCAAUAUAAUUCACAUACCAUUUACAAGGUAAUGUUUUGUUUACGGUUUAAGGAAAUACGAUUUUUUUUACAUCCUUCUAGUUGUUCUCUCUUCUGGGGUUCUCAGUAAAAAAAUGAAUGAAAAACACUGACAA